CUAAUUCGAUCGUCAUUAAUUUUAUGUUCCACAUAUGACGUUUGUUAUUGUUACAUUUACUCUGCUACAAUAGUGUUUAGCGGAAUUCUAUCUGAUAAAUUCCAGUGCAAACCUCAAUUAUGUAUUAACGAUUAAUUGUAAUUGAUUUGAGCAUGCGAAUAUGCCCAAAUAAUAAUCUUAAAAACGAGUUUUUCUAACUACGCAAUUAUAGUGAACGUGCGAAAUUGAAAAAUAAACGUUCCGUAACGCAAAGGCGAAUAGAGCAAUUCAUCGGAAUGGGGUGCGUUAAGAAAGACCUGGAGAUUAUAUACAAUCUCCAGUGGAAGAAUAAUCCAGGUCAUGUUAAUGACAAAGCAAACAUUGUGGCGAUGUGCGACAUUCCCGCGACGACCUUAAAUUGGGAAACUUUCAAAUCUUACUUGUUGAAGAACUCGGGAGCGGGCGGUGACGACGUUAAAGUAUCCUAUGUCAGCAUUGACGAUAAGGAAUUUCCAAUCGAAUCCCAAUUGGAUUUCCAAAUCGCGCUAUACUCGUUCCGCGAGCGAGCUCGCCAAGGGGGUAUCAUAACCUUAAAACUUGAUUGUGUUUCCCACCCUCCACAAAAUGGAGCUAAACGGUUGCGUCGGAACGAAAACAAAACAGUAUUGAUGCCCGAUUUUAACGUCAGCGUUGAGAGUGAGCCACCUGAAUGGUUCAAAAAGUAUAUGAAGGAGUUCAAAAAGGAAAUUAUGGAUGAAGUCACAGAGUCGGUCGUGAACGCAGUUUCGGCCCUCAAACUAAACAGUUGCACCACUCGGAAGGCUAAGUUCGAGUCGUCCCGACGUGCACGUCGCAAUUCGUUCUGUGACAUGAACGACAAGGAGUUGGUCAGAUCCAUAAAGUUGGAGAAGAAAAUCGACUCCAAAUUGGACAAGUUGGAGCAGAAAACUAUGAAAAUAAAGGAAAAGAAAAUGGCCCUGCUGCAGAACUGCAAUCAGGUCGCGUGGCAAGUGGUGCCUAGUUUUGCGGAUCCUGACGAUAUCGAUCGGCUUGUUAACGUCACGAUCGUUGGAAAACACGAAAUUUCGGUGCAGCACAUGUGGGGCGGCGAGGUGUACCAGCAGGAGUGGGAGAUCAUUAAUAGCGGCGAAGUGGAGUGGGACUCAGAUACCGAGUUGCGCUAUGCUUGGGGUUCUGAGCAGUUAAAGCCUGUUGCUAAGAUUGUUCCAUGUCCAAAACUCAAACCACAGGAAAAGGGAACGAUUUCUGUAUAUUUGGAGAUGCCGAAGAAGCCUGGACAGUAUGAAUGCUAUUGGUACUUCCAUCACGAGGGUCGUCGUUUAGGUCGUUGGGUCGGUUGUCAUUUUACAGUUGACCAAACACCAAUGAAUGUACUCACUGAACCGAAAGAGUCAACAAGUUUAGACGAUUAUUUAUUGCCCAUGAAGUUUUAUCCGGCAGCAUCUUUGCCCAACGGAAAAAUUGAUAAUGAUAUUCUGCUAAAUGUACACGAGAAUGUAGAGAAUUUGAAAACGGAAAGUCAGGGCGACAGUCUUGUAGGAUGCCCGUCAGAAACCCAAAAUCAAGGCGAUAGUCUUAUUGGUUGCCCAUCUGAGACUCAAAGCAUUAUUUCUAUUGCGGGGAGUACUUCUUCGGUAAAUUCUGCCCCGAGCGACGAAUUUGUUGUUGUUCGCUUCCCAGAAGCUGAGGCCAUUGAAGAUAUGAACUCUCAAAAUCUCUGCAUAGCUCUUAGUGACAUUAAAGUGGAAAAAAUCGUAGACGCAGAGAAUGUGACCGUAAAAACCGAGGAUGAUAAUAAUAAUAACAGCAUGGAGGGUACUACAGAUUUAAAUGAACACAAAUCCAAGUACGCGUACAUCCAUUAUAAUGGACAAAAGAUUCCUGUACCAAAAUCUUUAUUACGUACCGAUUACUUAGAAAAUGCUGAGGACGCCCCAGAACCGACGACAAAUGGCAUACCAAUACCUCCACCAUUAUUAAGUGACGAUGCUGCUUCUCACGACAACCCAAUUCCACCAGUGUUUGCACAGUCCUUUCUACCAAACUGUACAUCAACAACAGAUAACGCCACAUUCUGCUCUACGAUGACAAACUCGAUUUCUGAGGCCAUGUCGCAGUCGGCUCUCGAAAACAAGUCGCGCCUGUUUGUGUUUCCCCUAAACAGGCCUGGCUUCGAAGUCGUCUACCCCCCCACUCACCCGCAUUCCCUGCCGGAAAGCGUAAAUUUGCAACGCAAUGAGAGCUACACAAGCAAUCAGGUCCCAUUUUCGCCCAAUCAAAGUUUCUAUCUACCGGAUAAUGUUGUCGUGUCCCCAUGCAUUGGGAGCCAUGUAUCCCAAUGCUCCCCACACAGCUACUCCCAGCCGGCCUUCUUUUUGACUCACCCCACUCCCGAUUUCAACCACUCCAAAUGCGGCGGCCAGUACUGCCAACAGUAUGCAAACACUCCCAAGUCGGAUAGUGGCGAAGCCCAUCGCCAGUACCGAACCGAGUCCCCUCAUUGUAACGUUGCGUCAGCUCCUCCCCCACCUGAGCCUAACGGUCUUCACAUGCUGCCCGACACCUUAGUCUCUGGCGCCGUUAACGUCGCAUCGUCCGCAAUAAACACUGCCCGAUCCGUUUUAAAUAUGUUCACGAGACCGGAACAGGGAAAAUGGCUGAACGGCCAUUGGAUUGGAACCGAUUCAAACUCUCCUCGUGAAAAAGCACUGAGGACUUUGUACGAUAUGGGUUUCUGGGAUCGUGACUUGAACGCCACCUUAUUGGCGCGUUAUAAUGACGAUAUUCCGCGUGUUAUUUCUGAACUCUUACAAUAAUCGUUUAGAAACAAAAAAAUGAUUUAAGUCUGUUGGUAUAUUUUGACAAUAGAACUAUUACUUUGUUAAAGGUUAUAUAUUUACUUUUACUAUAAUGCACUUACGUCGCAGUGUAUGAAGCAUUUCAAUCUUAAGUAAAGUGACAUUAGAAAUUGCUUUAGUGCAGAAAUAAUGCUUAAUGCACUUGCGUUCCACUGUCUUAUUAACAUCUGUUUAGUAUCGUAAUCUUGUGCGUGUGUGAGAUAUAUAUAUGGGCUUGUGAUAAUGAUAAUUAAUUAUAAUCCUUUCUUUGUAUGGGUCUUACUUUAUGUGAUGUAUUUCUAGUUUGCUGUAGUACGUAAUGGAGUUAAAAGUUUAUAGAGUAA
Molecule: messenger RNA, 3181 nt
Organism: Photinus pyralis (common eastern firefly)
Lineage: Eukaryota; Metazoa; Arthropoda; Insecta; Coleoptera; Lampyridae
Exons: 8
Coding region: 276-2816 (846 amino acids)
Biological process (GO): macroautophagy
Cellular component (GO): phagophore assembly site
Molecular function (GO): ubiquitin binding
Source: RefSeq, a predicted model, not a curated record